AUGGCUUUUUAUCCACUGCAAAUUGCCGGGCUGGUGUUUGGGUUCCUCGGCGUGGUUGGGACUCUUGCCACAACACUUCUGCCUCAGUGGAGAGUAUCAGCGUUCAUUGGCAGCAACAUUAUUGUCUUUGAAAGGAUCUGGGAAGGGCUCUGGAUGAAUUGCGUCCGACAAGCCACGGUCAGGUUUCAGUGCAAAUUCUAUAGUUCCUUGCUCGCUCUCCCACCUGCCCUGGAAGCAGCACGGGCACUCAUGUGUGUGGCUGUUGCUCUCUCUUUGAUUGCCCUGCUUAUUGGCAUUUGUGGCAUGAGGCAGAUCCAGUGCACAGGAGCUAAUGAGAAGGUGAAAGUGUACCUUCUGGGUACCUCUGGAGUUCUCUUCAUCCUGACCGGCAUCUUCGUUCUGAUUCCAGUGUGCUGGACAGCCAAUAUCAUCAUCAGGAAUUUCUAUAACCCAACCAUCAAUGUAGGUCAGAAACGAGAACUGGGAGCAGCACUUUUCAUCGGCUGGGCAAGCUCUGCGGUCCUCUUCAUUGGAGGAGGUCUGCUCUGUGGAUUCUUCUGCUGCAACAGAAAGGCGCAAAGGCAAAGAUAUCCAGCUCCUGCGGACUGCGCGCCUCGCACAGAGAAGCAAAGGAAUGUGACGGUGAUUAGUAAGAGCUGCACCAGUUAUGUCUAA
Messenger RNA from Lepus europaeus (European hare), 675 nucleotides. It is a transcript of the gene CLDN17, whose product is annotated as claudin 17. NCBI's taxonomy places the organism in Eukaryota, Metazoa, Chordata, Mammalia, Lagomorpha, Leporidae. Gene Ontology annotation, molecular function: structural molecule activity. The transcript has a single exon. The record is from RefSeq and is a predicted model, not a curated record. The coding region runs from base 1 to 675 and encodes 224 amino acids. Gene Ontology annotation, cellular component: plasma membrane; bicellular tight junction. Gene Ontology annotation, biological process: cell adhesion; bicellular tight junction assembly.